This is a messenger RNA of Schistocerca nitens (vagrant locust), 1715 nucleotides long. Its product is annotated as transcription factor IIIA-like. The record is from RefSeq and is a predicted model, not a curated record. The coding region runs from base 366 to 1289 and encodes 307 amino acids. Gene Ontology annotation, biological process: regulation of transcription by RNA polymerase II. NCBI's taxonomy places the organism in Eukaryota, Metazoa, Arthropoda, Insecta, Orthoptera, Acrididae. The transcript is spliced from 8 exons. Gene Ontology annotation, cellular component: nucleus. Gene Ontology annotation, molecular function: RNA polymerase II cis-regulatory region sequence-specific DNA binding; DNA-binding transcription activator activity, RNA polymerase II-specific.
UCCAUAUUUUGCAGUAUUUGUUCAAUAAUUUGGGUAAAAUUUUACUUACUACUCUGGCGGCGUAGUGUUGUGAUGUUGGCAACAACCAUGUCAGGAAGUAAAUAAUUAAUGUUGUUCCUUGUCUGUGGUUGACGGUUUGUUGUAUGACUGUAUGUUCUCCUGUCCGCUGGGUAAAUUAAUUAUCAUCGUAAAGCGAACAUUUCAUAACAAAAUAUUUCCAUUAAUAUAAACGUCACAUAAUUCGCAGAAUGAAACCGCCGUUGCCGAAGCCUGAAUUUUUCUGAAGAUGAUGUAUUAUUGAGAUAAACGAGGAACUAGUAGUUUUUUGUGAUACUUUCCCUUUCUGGGUUCAUUUCGUAAAUUCAAUGGGUCACAGCUCAGAAUCGGGCGAAACAUCCGCCACAGAGACAGGAGACAAUGUGGAUUACACUGAUGCUAAAGGGUAUGAUACCAGCGCAUUUGUGAAGGUAGUAGUGUCAGACUCUGAAGAUGACUCAAGUCCUACAAAAAAACAGCACACUUGCCACUAUCCUGGGUGCAACAAAGAAUUCAGUAGGCCAUGGCGCCUGGCUGCCCACCUGUCUACGCAUACUGGGGAGCUUCCAUACAAAUGCAGUUUUGAUGGUUGUGACAAAGCAUACACUACUAACAGCCAUCUCAGGAGGCACAUAGCGAACACCCAUCAGCGCAAAGAACUAGAAAUUUUGUUCAGAUGCCCAUUCCCAGGAUGUGAGGCUAAGAUGAAAAGCCAAUGGAACAUAAACAAGCAUUUCAAGUCAAAACAUGAACCAAAAGCUUUUAAAUGCACUGUGUGUGUGGAGAGUUUCCGGAAGCACAGUCAGCUUAAAGCACAUAUGUAUGAGCACACUGGUGUGCCACCCAUUCAAUGCACGAUAUGUAAUGCAGGAUUUCUGAAAAUUGGGGAUCUCAACAGGCACAUGCGAUGUCAUAAACAACACACAUGUUCCAAUGGUGAAUGUAGGCAGGUUUUUGAAACAUGGACACAGCUUCGAAAACAUGUGGCACUUGAGCACCCAAAAGAAUACGUCUGUGAUCAUUGUGGAAGAGUAUUCUACAAUAAGACACGCCUCCGUUCACAUGUGAUGGUACAUCAAGAUCCAAGUGAACGUGAAGUGAUCUAUUGCCCUUACAACAACUGUGGCAGGUACUAUUUUGAAAAGAAGAACCUGGACCACCAUAUCCACGCAUGCCAUGAUAAGAAGAAUUAUCCGUGCUUGCAUCCUGGCUGUGGAAGACAACUAAGUAGUCAGGUGCCAACAUUUAAAUAAAGCCAAAUACUCCCCUGCCAUUCAAAAGUGGCUUAUAGAGACACAGAAAUGGCAAGACUCUGGUAAGUGCCUGCUGGAAUUGUUCUAACCACACAGAAACUGGUAGUAGAUGUCAAGGAUUUGGACAUACAUAUUACAUUCAAUAGUGUAAAACAUUCAUCAUGCAGACUGUAUUAAAAUGCUGGGGAAGGCAUAAGUAUUUAGAAGCAUAGUAAGCAACAUAUAGAAUUCCCAACCUCUUCACACACACUCAGAAAGUUAGUGAAUACAAUAUUGAAGCCCAUUGGUGAAAACUUGCCAAUACUCUGUUACAUGUUUUGACCUUUGUGUGAAGAUUCAGCAUUAUUUUCUUUCAACCACAUAGUAAAGCACUCUUAAAAUCUGUGUCAUAGCUAAUUGCUCAUAAUGCCAAAGGAGUAUCACCAU